Molecule: messenger RNA, 3638 nt
Organism: Ceratitis capitata (Mediterranean fruit fly)
Lineage: Eukaryota; Metazoa; Arthropoda; Insecta; Diptera; Tephritidae
Product: beta-1,3-galactosyltransferase 1
Exons: 5
Coding region: 424-1890 (488 amino acids)
Cellular component (GO): membrane
Molecular function (GO): hexosyltransferase activity
Source: RefSeq, a predicted model, not a curated record
CACUUUUCGUUAUAAACGAUGUAAAAAGUCAGUGCGUAUUUCAAACUGGCAAUGCUGGUUGGCAGCUGUGCUGCGGUCAGUUUGUUAAUGAUUUGUUUGCAUAUUUAGUAUCAAAAUAUUAUAGUAAUGCCGUGAUAAAAUUGUAUUUGUUUUUGAAAUUAAUCACUUAAUUACCAUGGUGCUGUUUAUAAUCGCGUCCAGAACACUAAUGUUGAAACUACGAAAUUACUGUAUUAACAGUGCCGCAUAAUAUAUGCAUUCAUACACAUGCACCUAUACGUAACUACAAAAGACUACAAAGGGAAAGGGUCUGUGCAAAAUACUCGUGAUCAAUGAGGGAUUAAACCGGUAUACAAGGGGAGUUGCAUGUAUAUAUUCUUGUAAUAUUUAAUAUGCUGAUAGUAAACGCUCGUUGCACGCAAAAUGGUCCCAAAUCAACAUGAGCGACAUUUGUUAAUACCAGAAAGGAACAAACAAAAUCGUAAUGGCAAUAAUACCCAUUCAUCUUCAGAAUCUGACUCUGCGGAAUUUCUAAUAAAUGGUAGAAAUUGCGUAGAAGAGGGCUAUUCUGAAGAGUAUCGACACACAUCGCAUCGAUAUUUAGAAGACUACGAAUCAUCCACCUGUCCAUUUAAGAUGUCCCGGUUGCGUUGGCGAAACCGUUUGGUAAAACGUGUAUUGUUCUGCAUAGUGAUUGUGCCAUUCCUGCUGGUGACCUUCUAUAUGCCAGAGUUAAUGACUAAUAUGCAAACGAGGCAGGCUGCAUUACUCGAUUGGGGCUACAACACAUCUAGAAACAUUGCUGAUUAUGUGCUGCCUGAAAAUAACACAGUGGUUUUAGAGCCCAAACACGUUUGCGAUAACAAGAUAUUUCUACUCGUUGUUGUUUGUUCCAGUAUGCAAAACUUUGCGAUGAGACAAAUCAUUCGUGAAACCUGGGGUAACACAUCAAACUUCAACUAUGGUAUGUUCAAAAAAUUGCAUUAUCGUUUCGAAGGUCAAUAUCUGAGUCCAACAGUGGAACGUUUGAAAUAUUAUAGCGAAUAUCUAAAUAUACCAAACGAUGAUGACGUAACAACUGCUCCCGCUAUUAUACCCGUUAAAGUUUACUUCCUACUUGGUCGUAAUCGGCCCGAUGCCUAUGAAUACAAUGAAACAACGGCGCUUAUACGCACAGAGUCAGAGCAAUAUGGUGAUAUUAUACAAGAGAAUUUUAUUGAUACAUACAACAAUUUGACGCUAAAAUCAGUGCUGGCACUAAAGUGGAUGAAUCAACGCUGUUCACAGCGUUCCGCGUUCUUUAUGAAAGCGGAUGAUGAUACUUUCUUGAAUAUGCCAAAUCUAUUGCAUUAUCUACUAGGCGGCACAAUACCGCUCUACAAUGACACUAUGGAUUUGUAUGAUACACAUACAUAUCGUGUGUUGUCGCCACGUAAUCGCUUCAAUAGUACAAGAAAUUAUUUGGGUGGACACUUGUUUUGUUCAUCGCGUCCAGUUUCAGUGAUCAGCAAUAAAUGGUAUAUGCCAUACUAUAUGUUUCCGGGUGAUAAAUAUCCAAAAUAUUUAAGUGGAUCUGCUUAUGUGAUGUCUGCCGAUGUGGUAUCACGUUUAUACGCGGCAGCUUUGAAUACCACAUUCAUACAUAUCGAAGAUGUUUAUCUAACCGGCAUGUGUGCUGAAAAGAUACAUUUACCACGUCGGCAUAAUGCCCUAUUUAGUUAUACGCGUGCAAAGGACUGGUGCAGCUUUCGUGGCAGCAUUACACAACAUGAAGUCAAAGAUGAAAGUAUGUUGGAUGCCUAUUUAUUUGUGAGCAAUACGAGUUUGUAUUGUGCACCACCUGCCAAGUAUAUGAAUAAGCACUUGCGUAAGCAAAUCGGCUGUGUAUGAAUGCGUAAAUGAGGAGACUGUCAUUGUGAAGGAUAUAAUUGUAUUAUGUGUACACAUAUAAAUGUUUUUUUUUGUUUUUGUUUUUUAAUAUUGUCAGAUAGUUUUAAACUACAACAACAAUAACGGUAGUUUUAUAUUCAUUUAUUUUUAUUUCAUGUACACAUAUUUGAUGUUAACAUAUUUUUAGUGCUAUGGCUCCACCGUUAGAACAGUUAGAAAGAUACGUAUGCUUCGCAUUAUUUUAAUUCAAGUAUAUUUUUUUAGUUUUAAUUUCGUUAGUUAUUAAGUAUAAAGCCUACACAUACAUGUAUUUUAUCAUUAUGUUUUAAAUGUUAAAAAAUUUGACAACUGGAAACCGAGCCAGCCCAAUUAGAACUUUUAAUUUAUGAAUCAUGUUCAAUUAUUUGUAAAAAGAUAAGUAACAUAAGUAAAAAUUACUCAUGCAUGUUAUUAAGAACAAAAUAAAACAAAUUUUACAUAUAAAUGCAGCACACAUUUAUACAUACAUAUAUAUAUAUAUAUAUAAAUAUGUUGUAUAAACUAAUCUUAUUUGCGUUAUAUUUUUGAUUGAAAUGUGCAUAUUUCUUAUUCAUUGUUGCUAAAUUUAAUCUCUCGAAAAUUGUAUUAUAUAUAGAGUAUCAAAUAGUAAUAUUUAUUGACAGUCACUCUUAUGAAAAAUAAAAAAUGCUCUAUAGAUAAGAAAAUAUUUUCGGCAAGUAGCAUCUAUGAUACAUAAAUUACAUGCUGAUAAUAAUUUUCCGCAGAAAAAAAACUCACUUAAAAUUCUUACAUAAAAUUUAAUACCAAGAAAGAAUUCCUAACAGAAUGGUUUUCAUUAUUUUUACUUUGCUUCUCUAAGUUUUGAGUGAUUAAGUGAUUGAUAUACUGGCAUACAUCUCGUUAAUGAAAUGAAUGAAAUUAAAACGAACUUCACUGAUGUUUUUCAAUUAUAGAGUAGACGGAAAAUGUUUUUUAGUUAAAAAAAAAAAAUAAAAUAAAAUACUAAAGCUACACUAUGAAAUCUUUAAAAAAUACUAUUCAAAAAGUACAUUAACUAAGUAGUGUAGAAAAUUUAUUACUUUUCUGUCAACUAGGUAAUUGAGAUUACUGGAUACUCUAAAAAUGUACUUAAAAAAAUUAAAUAAAAUGCAUGCGAAUAACAUAGAUGUAUGUAUAUUGAAAUAUACGAUAUUGGCCAUAAUUAAAAUUAAGAUAUUAUUUGGCUAAUUGUAAAUGUUUUUAAUAGUAUGUGCAUAUCAUCUAUUUUUGCAUGUAGAAUAUUUUUUUUAUUUAGUUAAACUUACCUGCAUGUUUAACAAAUUUAUACGGAAUAUUUAUUAGAUACCAAUUUAUUAUGCACAUUUGUAUAUUAUUAUUGUAUUUUGUUGUGGUCAAUAUUGUGCUUUUUGGCGCACAUAUCAAUAUACGCACAUAUUAAAUUACAUUAAUUAAAUUGCAACUUGAUUUUAUUUGACUCUUAACUUUAUCGAUUUCUUUACUAUCGAAAUUUAGAUGCUACCGCAAUUAAUUAUGUACAUAUCAACAAUUGCAAUUGUUAUUUUAUGAAAGCACAACACCACGUUUAUGUCUUUUAUAACUAUUUAAAUGUUUUUUUUUUAUAUAUCUACAAAAGCAUGCACCUUUUAAUUAAUAAAUUCUAUUGUAUAUACUAUAUAAAUAUUUUAAAUCGCGACAAGCCAUACACUCAUAUGACAAUAAAAAUUUUAAACAUUUUUGUAAGUUAAAAA